Desarmillaria tabescens is the source of this 2987-nucleotide messenger RNA. RefSeq lists its product as uncharacterized. Gene Ontology annotation, biological process: intracellular protein transport; endoplasmic reticulum to Golgi vesicle-mediated transport; COPII-coated vesicle cargo loading. Lineage: Eukaryota; Fungi; Basidiomycota; Agaricomycetes; Agaricales; Physalacriaceae. Gene Ontology annotation, cellular component: COPII vesicle coat; endoplasmic reticulum exit site. The record is from RefSeq and is a predicted model, not a curated record. The coding region runs from base 1 to 2505 and encodes 834 amino acids. Gene Ontology annotation, molecular function: zinc ion binding; SNARE binding. The transcript is spliced from 16 exons.
AUGUAUCCCGCUUCUCACAUACCGCAACCUCCUCACACAACAGGCUUUGCAUACAAAGGACUACGACCUCGUAUUGAACCAUCCCAGGUUCCCUCUCCCGUUGAAGCCAUCGAAAGGGAUCAAGAAAGAUGGCAGAAUCAGCCUUAUAUGACAUUGCCCGGACAGCAACCCCCAUUGUCGACGACGGACUUCCGUGCACUUGAUCAAGGCAAUUCAUCGCCAAAAUUUGUACGAGCGUCGACUUGGGCGUUCCCUUAUACAUCGCGUCUAGCGUCGGAUUGUAGCAUUCCAUUGGCGGCCGUGUUCCAGCCAUUUGCCGAGCUCGAUGCCCAGGAGGAGCCUAUACCGCUAGUGGAGACCAACCCCGCUCGCUGUGAAAGAUGUAGAGCAUACAUUAAUCCGUGGUGUUCGUGGAUGUCAGGUGGAGGAAGGUGGAAGUGCAAUCUUUGCGGUCAUGAAACAGAAGUAUCCGCCGAGUAUUUCUGCAAUCUCGACGCAAACGGGAAUAGAAUGGAUCGACUACAACGCCCAGAGUUACUGAAGGGUACGGUGGAUUUUGCCGUCCCAGAUGAAUACUGGGCUUCACAUCCUCCCGUGGGACUGACACGCCCAUACUUUUCAACGGAACCUCCGCCGAUUGGGAUACGACAGCCUCAGCCUUUAAACUAUGUAUUCGCUUUCGACGUUUCGAAUGAAGCCGUCCAGUCCGGUUUCCUGCAAACGGCUUGUAACGCUCUAGUAACAAUUCUUUACGGAGGUGUUGACGAGGAGGGAAUGCCGCUGGAUUCAUGCUUUCCUCCAGAAAGCCAAAUUGCCAUUUUCACCUUUGACCGAGGGAUACACUUUUACGACCUAACGUCUGAUCAAGUACCCAUGUUUAUUGUGCCUGACAUUGAUGAAGUCUUUAUUCCUUUUCAUCAUGGUCUCUUCGUAUCACCAGCUGAACGAAAAGAUAUUAUUACAAACUUUCUGGAAGCCCUUCCGGGGCGAUUCGUUGACAGCUAUGUCCAGCAAGCCGCUUUGGGGUCCGCCAUUCGUGUCUGUCAGGCUGCUCUAGUAGGACGAGGAGGCCAAGUCGUGAUUUUUCAAAGUGUGUUACCUUCUAUAGGUGCCGGCGCCUUACAGGGUCAACCAAACGAGUCCGAUAUGUACGACACAGCACAGGAAAAGAAACUUUACAAACCUCGCGAUCCCACAUGGACACAGAUGGGAGAGGAGUGCGCUGAGGAUGGUAUUGGGGUGAACAUGUUUCUAGGAAUGAGCAAAUUUAUAGACAUUGGAUCAAUUGGCGUGGUAUCAUCUCUAUCGGGCGGCGACAUAUAUUUUUACCCUCGCUUCGAUCCAGGACGCGACGGGAUUACAUUACGUUCACAGCUACAACGACUCAUGCGACGGAUGAUUGGCUAUAACUGCAUGGUCCGGGUGCGGUGUUCAAAAGGUGUCCGGGUAUCUGAAUACUACGGCAACUUCCACCGUCAAUCCCCCACAGAUCUUGAGUUUGGUGUGCUCGAUGCCGACAAAGCAUUCUCGGUUGUUUUAGAACACACGGGAUCCCUCAGUACUCGGGAAUACGUGUAUCUUCAGUGCGCCGUAUUGUACACGACGGUGGACGGUGACCGCCGUGUUCGGGUGCUCAAUCUAGCACUACAGGUGGUAGAAUUGGCGGGGAAUGUUUUCAUGUACGCGGACAAUGACACUCUGGUAUGCCAUCAAAUGCGACAUGCUAUAAUGCACACUAAGGCGUCGAACAUGGCGCAUGUACGAGAAGACCUCACAGAGAACUGCUCGUCAUUGUUGGUUGGAUAUAGGAAUAAAUGCGCAUCUGCAACAGCGACAUCGCAGUUAGUACUACCUGAAGCAUUCAGAUCAUUGCCUAUGUACACUUUAGGGAUACUCAAGGCCAAGCCUAUCAAAGCUGGAACUGUAUCUUCGGAUGUGCGGAAUUAUUACGCACAUCGAUUGAUGUCUGCGAGUGUUCAACACCUCAUCCAGCAUGUCUACCCGCCGCUGAUUGCGCUGCAUGACCUCGAUAAUGAAGUAGCUUUGCCUGACCCUGUAACGGGGGAGAUAACAAUACCAACUAUCACUAGAGACACCCACAUGUGCAUGGAGCCAAAUGGGUUGUAUCUGAUAGACAAUAUGGAGGUCAUGAUAUUUUGGAUAGGCACCAGCAUUUCUCCGCAGAUACUUUUAGAUCUUUUCGCAGUUGAUGAUCUGUUGAACCUGGAUAUUCACAUACCGAGGCUGCCUGUAUUACAGACGCGAUUGUCAUCGCAAGUGCGCAACAUCAUCACGCAUAACCGUUUGAAGCGGGGAUACAUGCCGAAGAUGUUAAUUGCGAGACAGAACAUGGAUGCGGCAGAAAUCGAGUUCAGCGAUAUGCUAAUAGAGGACCAAAACAACGGGACGAUGUCCUACGUCGAUUUCCUUACCGUGGUGCAUAAACAGAUAAGUCAUGUACUGACUGGAAGCUUCGAACCCACGGCUAUGCGAUCCCCCUGGUAGCGCUUGCUACUGUCAUAUUGCCUGCAACGUUGGAUAGCAAACUCUACUCUGAAAGGCACUGGGUGCUUCAUGUUCAAAGUCGUGAAUACGUCGUUACAUCGUUAUCAUCUAUUUAUCUAUGGAGGCGAAGUUGCGCUAUAUAUACGAAGAUAAAAUACUGGAUCUCUAUGUUAUGUCAAGUACGUGAAUACUCUUCAUGGCAUGGCAAUGGUGUUGUACAAGGCUUGAGAAUUGAUGCAAAGCGAAGGAUGGGCGUGUUGAAAACUGUACGCGACAGUCAAACCCAGGACGAAGAUAUCCGGUUACUGCAUCAAAUAGAUUGAGCACGUCUAGUUUAUACUAGAUUUUGCCCCACGAACCUGGUCCUCAUCUCCGCGGGCAAAUGACCGAAUGUAGAAGCGUCUGUUCUCCAGUCGUAGACGUUCCGGUGUAUAUGAUAGUGAUGGACUCCGAAUCGGAGACGUAAGUGGAUGGAGACAAUU